This is a messenger RNA of Peromyscus maniculatus bairdii (prairie deer mouse), 2882 nucleotides long. Lineage: Eukaryota; Metazoa; Chordata; Mammalia; Rodentia; Cricetidae. The record is from RefSeq and is a predicted model, not a curated record.
GGCCGCCUGGGCCCUGCUAAUAAAAGCGCAAAGCGUAAAUGGCUUGGGGAUUAUUGGCUUUCGCCCUUGGACUGAGAUGUGAGAUCACGACUUUCAGCCGGGGGAAGGAACCGCCUCUACCCGGCUGAGAGGUCGCCGCUUCCCCUUCCUGCGCGGGUCCUGCAUGACAUCACGGCGACAGCAGCCAGAGGGGGGAGGCAGAAGCGCCUCCUCCCCGCCGGGAGCCGGGGCUGCAGCGCAGGGGGAGGAAGGCGCCUCACCUAGCCCCCGAUGAGGGGCGGAUCAUGCCAUGGCAGCGCUGGCGAACGACAGCGGCAGCAGCACCCUGAGCCGGAGCAGCAGCCCCGGGAGCCGGGAGGGAGUUGGGGGUCCCGCGACGGGAGCUCGCGACGACGGGGACGCGGGCGUCCGGGACGCCACCGUGGCUACCGCCCCCAGCCUCCCUCCGCUCGAGGAUUACGAGUGCAAAAUCUGCUACAACUACUUCGACGCGGACCGGCGCGCCCCCAAGCUGCUGGCCUGCCUGCACACCUUCUGCCAGGAGUGCCUGAGCCAGCUGCAGCUCCGCGCCGCCGCCGCCGCCGCCUCCAGCGCGGCCCCUGAGCGCCCCCCGCAGCCGGCGCCACCACCCGCUGAGGACGCCGCCCCCGGGCCUCGGGGCCGCCCAGGUCUCCGCGCCCCGGGAGCCUACGAGAGCUGUCAGAACUGCAAGCGCGCGGCGCUCACCGCCGGCUGCGUGUGCGUGGUCUUCUCGUUCCUCUCCAUGGUGGUGCUGCUGUUCACCGGCCUCAUCUUCGUCAACCACUACGGUGGCGGCGGCGGCGGCGGCGGCGGGGGUGGGGGACCCCCCGGCAGCGGUUCGUCCCCCGGCCCCGCCCCAGCUACCGGAUCGCCCUCGCCCUCGCCCGUAGGACCCAUCUGUCUGUCAGUGGCUAGCAUCCUAGCGCUCUUCUCGGUGGUGGUCACCUGGAUCAUCUGCUGGCUCAAGUAUCGGCCCGAGGGGGCGGCCGCGGCCUCGGCAGGAAGCGGAGGCAGUGGCUCCAGGGCGCGGGCGGCCGCAGCUCCCGGUGGUGGUGGUGGUGGCGGCGGCGGCAGGAGGAGCGAUACGUAGAGGGGCGGCACACCCGGUUCCCGGUGCAUCGCCUGCCCUGAGAGGCCCCAGAGGACCCGGCCUUGGGCUCGGUGCGCUGGGGUUUCUGCCUACCUUCGUCUGUGACCAUGGACCACCUAGUCAAGGCGGAGCCUCCGUUUCUCGCCUCUCUGUCUUUCCGUUCCCUACUUUCUUUGCCUUGGGCGAGACAGCGAUGCUGGUGUGUGGGGGUGACAGGGUGGGGAGUCCCUUUUACCCAGAUCUCUGCUUUAUGCGCCACCUCACCCUCAGCAGAGUGUGUGGCUGUCCCUUCCCAAAGUCUGAGGAUGUGCAGAAGGCGGAUUCCUGGUGCCUAGGACUUUGGCAUUCAUUUAGGGGUGCCGGGCGCGCGCGUGCUCGUCCACAGCAGUUGUGAAUGGACUUGAAUCGCCUAAAAGAAGAAUGAAUGAGAUGUGAAAGUAAAUGAUCUUCCCGCUUCUCAAAGAUCCCGGGAGGGCAGAAACUAAGGAACAGUCUGGAUCCUCACGCCGAGGGAUGCGCCUCUGGAUGGACUUAGCCCUUGCUGGCAUCUGAGCGGUGCUGGGCAGGUGCUCAGCGCGCCUGCGCAUCCCAGGCCGCCUCUGUUCUCCCUCUAGUUGGCACGUACUGGUUGGUGAUCCGCUGCUUUCCGCCUGGUGGCUGGAGCCGAGCCCAGAAGUCCCAUCUCCUGGAGGCUUGCGGUUGUUUUAUUCACAGUGUUACUGCCAGGAAGUCAUUUUCAUCUUCUGUAACCGGACUCGACUCAGGGAGCUUAAAGAGCUUGACCUUCUUUCUCUCAAAACUGACUGACUGUUGCCCCCACCUGGAAGACACUGAAAGCUUUACACAGAGUAUAAACUAUAGGCUUCCCUUUUUCCCGUGACUUACCCCCCAAACCCCCACACUCUCACAUUUCACUUAAAAAUAAUUUAUUUUUGAAUAUAUAAAUCUGGAAGUUUUGCACAUUAAGAUCUCUAGAAGCUGUUUUGAGCGUUUCAUUUCUGUCUUAACCUCUGAUCCAAACACAUUUCAGAACAAGAAGCAGAAAACCAAGGUGUGUUAGUAAUUCAGUCAAGAUUUUAUACUGUGAAACAACAACUUUCAACUCCGUGAAAACAUAGAAUAAUGCCCAAAGAUGAAAUUGAAAAGUGUCUCUGCCUCUGAUGAUUAUCCAGAAAAUGUACAUUUAUCAUAUUUUGAGUUUGGCUUUCUGCUAUCAGGAAAUCAUUGAAAUGCCCACACCCAAUGUGGGGGGGGGGGAUACAUAUCGACCUGAUUUUUGAGACUAAAGGGAAUGAUUUGUGAGUGUAUACUUCACAUGAUGUAGUUGCCUUUUAAAAAGAAAAACGUGGCUCUAAAUGUAUUUUGUAUGGAAACAAGUGUCUUAUUCCAUCUUUUGAAAGUUGGAAAAAGAUAGUUUUCAUGCUUUGAAGAAAAUCAGAGAUGUCAUUGGGGAGGGGGAGGUGUUGUUUUUCCUCAUGUAUUAUGUCGUCUGCAUGAUGCCUUGAACACCCUCCUAGUAACUGAACUUGAGUGAAGCAUUUAUAUGUAUCAUAUGAGUGAAAUAAUUUAUUGGCCAUCCAUAAGUAGUGUGGCUACAACUUAGGAACCACAAUAUGGUGUGUUAGAUGUCUUAGUUGUCUUAAUAAAAAUAGGAAGUGUUUAUAGAAAAUAAGCCACACUGGUUUGGGUACAAUUUUAUUUCAUGGUGGAAUUGCUCCAAGCCAUUUGCACAGCCUUUCUUUUCCUUGGAUACACAUUUCACCCAAGUCCC